CUUCCUCUUACCACCACUCUCAAUGCCGUUUGGUCCAAGCAACGAGCUUGACUGAAAACAUCGAUUUAGGAUGCUUUACACUCCUGCGGCCUCGUAUUUGCAUGGUGCGUUCUUAUACAAAGGCCGCGUUAGUUGUUAUAAACCGUGACCUGGUAUUGUAUUGAUCAUAUACUCGUGGAACAAAGUGCAAUUUUGUGCUGUGCUGCUAGUGGUCAUUGAACACAGAUUGCUCACAGCGUGUUGCCGCAGUGGUCGUUGGAUAAGCGCAGCUCCAAAUGAGUCAUCCCGAAAGUCAAGAAAAACAUUUUGUUGGCCCCUCAUUAAUGCAUAGGGGAGGAAAGGCGAUGGACGCCUUUUUAGAAGCAUUUUGUGCUCUAGAUACGGACAACAAAGAAGUCAUUUCUUUGGAGGAUCUUAGGCAUUACAAUGAACAGAACAACCUAGAAGACAGUUUUCCCGAGACAUUCCUAAAAGUCUUCGAUACGGAGCAGACAGGUACAAUCACACUACAGCAGUAUUGCAAGACUCUGGGGCUGGUUCCAAAGCAGCUUCGAGAGUAUCGUCGCCGAAGAACCACCGAAUUGCUGGACCAGUUGAUAUCUUCUGACUUGGAAAUAGUGCAUGACGAUAUGGACAUGGAGAUCAAGGCCAAAAUACUGCAGAUGUUUGUUGACGAUCUUCGAGAAUCAGGGCGGCUGCCAAACGUGGAUGCUCAGAAGUUGGAUAAAUCAAUUCAGAGACUACGUCAAUAUCUGGAAGAAAAGUAUGGACGAAGUUGGCAUGUCAUCGUGUCCAUCAAUCAACAGCUGGCUUGGUUUAGCUAUUGCCCAGGGUACAUGUUUCAUUUCUGCCUUGGCAGAUUUGCGGUGCUGAUCUGGAAAACGCCAUGGGCAUGAGCGGUACGGAGGACAAUGAAUUUUACUAGCACCCAACAAGAUGUCGACAGUGUUGAACAAACUGAUGUAAAACAGAGGAAUUGGUAUUUUAAUUUUUCACUUACUGUAUCUAGUGCGAUUUGCAUUUCAUUAGAUAAUUUGUUAUACGUCUCUAAACGCUGUUUAUAUGAUUGUUUUUAACUUGUUUCAAUAAUUUAGUCAAAGUUACACUUUUGAGCUAAUCGA
Messenger RNA from Dicrocoelium dendriticum, 1121 nucleotides. NCBI's taxonomy places the organism in Eukaryota, Metazoa, Platyhelminthes, Trematoda, Plagiorchiida, Dicrocoeliidae. The record is from the annotation of a GenBank genome assembly.